This is a messenger RNA of Caenorhabditis remanei, 993 nucleotides long. RefSeq lists its product as uncharacterized. The coding region runs from base 1 to 993 and encodes 330 amino acids. Gene Ontology annotation, molecular function: ATP binding; protein serine/threonine kinase activity. The record is from RefSeq and is a predicted model, not a curated record. NCBI's taxonomy places the organism in Eukaryota, Metazoa, Nematoda, Chromadorea, Rhabditida, Rhabditidae. Gene Ontology annotation, cellular component: nucleus; cytoplasm. The transcript has 4 exons. Gene Ontology annotation, biological process: endocytosis; peptidyl-serine phosphorylation; signal transduction.
AUGGAGUCCGUUGAACAACCAGUCAACUCCUGCUGUCCUGAGCAUUCAGAGCAAAAAAAUGAGAACGAGGAUCCCAAGCCACGCACACUCCAUCACUACAAAACCAUCUCAGAUGUGGUCAUUUACCACGAACAUGUCGGUAGAGGUGGAACAUGUGAAGUUCGCCAUGGAAACAUUGUCAUCAAUGGGAACGAGGUCAAAGUGGCCGUCAAGCUUCAAAAUCUCAGCAGUAAACCUGCUAGUUUCUAUAACGAAGCCGCGUUCUACACACAAGCGAAGAAUUGGAAUGAUAUCGGCUUCCCAAAGAUGAUCAAGUGCGGGAAAGAUGCACAUCAUCGGUUCAUCGCUGUGGAGCUCCUUGGACAAUCAUUGAGAAAGUAUCAUCUGAAGAGUGGGAAGCAGUUCAAUCUUCGAACUAUCUUGUUGCUCGCUGAUCAGAUGAUCACUCUGAUCGAAAAGCUUCACAAUCACGGAUACAUCCAUCGGGACCUGAAACCGGAUAAUUUCGUGAUGGGACCAGAAGGCGAAAACUCUGGUCUAGUCUAUCUCAUUGACUUCGGUCACGUGGAAAAAUACAUCGAUGCAGAGGGAUUCCACAAAAGAGAGGAAUGCAUUCACGCCAUCACGGGAACACCUAACUUUAUGAGCAUCAGUGCUCACAUGGGAUAUCAGCAAUCCCGCAAAGACGACAUGAUGGUUCUGCUCUUAAUCUUCACUCACUUCUUCGUUGGAUCCUUCCCGUGGGAACAUAAAAAGUACCCAGACCAGGCAACUCGGCUCCGUGAAAUUGGGAUCGAGAAGCAAACAAGCCUCGGCGGACUGAUCAAAAAGAUGCCGGCGGAAUUCCAGGCGGUGUACAAUGCUGUCGAGAAGUUGGACUUUCAGGAAACCCCGGACUAUGAAAAGUAUCGUCGUAUCCUCCGCGGGCUCGCCGCCAAGAACAACUACACGUACGAUUUCAAGUAUCAAUGGGACAAGGAGUAUUUCUUCUAG